This is a messenger RNA of Coregonus clupeaformis (lake whitefish), 1604 nucleotides long. RefSeq names its product nucleic acid binding protein 1b (gene nabp1b). Gene Ontology annotation, cellular component: SOSS complex. The transcript is spliced from 6 exons. Bases 901 to 1512 code for a protein of 203 amino acids. Gene Ontology annotation, biological process: double-strand break repair via homologous recombination; response to ionizing radiation; mitotic cell cycle checkpoint signaling. Lineage: Eukaryota; Metazoa; Chordata; Actinopteri; Salmoniformes; Salmonidae. Gene Ontology annotation, molecular function: DNA binding. The record is from RefSeq and is a predicted model, not a curated record.
UCAGCUGUUUAGAUAUAAAGAUUCAGCUGUUUUGAUAUAAAGAUUCAGCUGUUUUGAUAUAAAGAUUCAGCUGUUUUGAUAUAAAGAUUAACUUUUCAUUGUUUUUGUUGUUCUUCCUUUACAUUUUAUUUACAUGUAUGUCAUAUUUUACAAUAUACAUUACAUUACAUUAUAAACCUUUUGAACAUAGAUAGCUAUAGAACCCUGAUAUGGUCUAUGAUUUUGUUUUUAAUUAAUGUGCAUUUUUGUGUGGCCCUGGCCUCACCCAUCUCGUCGGCAGUGCAUAGGCGCCACCCUGUGGCAAUUUGGCAAACUAGUACAGGAAAAGGGAAAAUUACUUACCUUCAGUUUAUUUACAGUACAUAGCUACAAAGAAAAGCAAGGAUGCAGUAUGAAACCAGCGCUCUCUUACAAUACCGCUUAUCUAACGUAACUAGUUUCUUAAUAAAAUAUCUAACCAAAUAUUCCAAUAUCGUGAGAAGGUUUCUAUAGCAAUGUUGUCGCUCAGAACAUGCACAGUCACGGUGGCCGAGAGGUUAAGGCGUUGGACUCGAAAUCCAAUGGGGUUUCCCCGCACAGGUUCGAAUCCUGUUCGUGACGAUUGUUCGCUUUUAGUGUUUGCAGUUGCAUUGAAGAAAACAUACGGCAAGUACAUCGACAAAAGCAAUUUGUUCUUUAAUAAUCAAUUUGUUCUUUAAUAGGCUUCCGAAAUAACUAUAUGGAGACUUUCUUCUUUAUUACGGGGGAAUUAUCUCUGAACGUAACACGCCCCCUUGAAAAGCAUGUGUUUUUAUCGUCUCCCUAAUUUUGACAGCUGGAAAUUAAUUAGAUUCUGAUUUGAACGAUGUACACGAUCACUAUACUAGUCUCUCUUGUCUCGCUUCAGUGACUUUAUCAAAUAUGUCCGCCAUUGUGCCAAACGAUGGUCAAUUCUUGAUAAAAGACAUAAAGUCGGGGUUGAAAAAUGUAAAUGUAAUCUUUAUCGUGUUGGAAAUGGGAAGGGUGACUAAAACAAAGGAUGGGCAUGAGGUUCGCUCCUGCAAGGUGGCUGAUAAGAGUGGGUGCAUCACCCUGUCUGUAUGGGACGAGGUGGGUGGACUCAUCCAGCCAGGAGACAUCCUCCGCCUCACACGAGGCUAUGCGUCCCUGUGGAAGGGCUGUCUGACUCUCUACACAGGCAGAGGAGGAGACCUGCAGAAGAUAGGAGAGUUUUGCAUGGUCUUCUCUGAGGUCCCAAACUUUAGUGAACCAAACCCAGAGGUACUGGCCCAGACCAACAGGCCGUCUAAAGUUGAGUCCCAGAACAGUUCUUCUGUCAGUCAAAGCUCCACCCCCUCAGUCCCCACCCUCACAUACUCUUCCUAUGGAUGCUCUCCGCUCUCCCGGAAUCCAACCUAUGGGAGCGCAGGACGGCAGACUGGGCGUGGCACCGGAGGUCCUGGCACCGCCCCCAAGCCCACAGUAUCUAUGGGCAACGGCAGGGACCCACGGCGAGGGCUAAAGAGGAAAUGACACUUGUCGGAUUCCAAAUCAACCCCUAUUUUACGUCUGACUUGGGCCUUGUUGUAUUGUUUUUAUUUUGCAAAUUAAAUCAUUUUUGUUAA